AUGCCUCGGGGUCAGAAGAGUAAGCUCCGUGCCCGUGAGAAACGCCGCCAGGCUCAAGGUGAGACGCGUCUCCAGGGUGCUCAGGCUACUGCAACCAAGGAGAAAAUAUCCUCCUCAUCCUCUUCUCAUUUGGGGGAUAUUACUGAGAAUGAGUCACCUGCUAGGUCACGUAGCACUCUCAAGAAGCCUCGGCGAGCCCCAUCCACCAAUGUGUCCGUAGAUGUUUCUCACACAAGAUCAUGUGAAGAAGCCGACAGUAAAAUUGAGAAAAAGCCAAGUCCCACCCAGGCCCCACCCUCCACUACGCAGUCUCGUAGAAGCCCUCUAACCAAGACGAUAAAUACUUUGGUGAAUUUCCUAAUACACAUGUACAAAAUGAAAAAGCAAGUUACGAAAACAGGUAUACUGAAGUUCAUCAAUAAAAGGCACAAGAAACAUUUCCCUGAAAUCCUCAGACAAGCUUCUUUCAGCCUAGAGGUGGUAUUUGGUAUUGACUUAAAGAAAGUCGAUUCUCCCAAGCACUCCUAUGCCCUUGUCAGCAAAAUGGACCUCCCCUACCGUGGGAUGUUGAGUCGUGGCAAGGGUUUUCCCAAGACUGGCCUCCUGAUGAAUCUCCUGGGCGUGAUCUUCAUGAACGGCAACUGUGCCAGUGAGGAAAUGAUCUGGAAUUUCCUGAAUAAGAUGAAAAUAUAUGAUGGGAAGAGACACUUCCUAUUUGGGGAGCCUAGGAAGCUCAUUACCCAAGAUUUGGUGAAGCUUAAAUACCUGGAGUACCGGCAGGUGCCCAACAGUGAUCCUGCACGCUAUGAAUUCCUGUGGGGUCCAAGAGCCCAUGCUGAAACAAGCAAGAUGAAAGUCCUAGAGUUUUUGGCCAUGGUCAAUAAGACUGUCCCUAGUGCUUUCCACUUCUGGUAUGAAGAGGCUUUGAGAGAUGAGGAAGAGAGAGCCCAAGCCACAAUUACACUCAAUGAAGGCACUAAUGCCACGACUGAACGUUCCAGGGCCAUGUCCAGCAGCUCCUCCCACAACUAG
Molecule: messenger RNA, 1032 nt
Organism: Cynocephalus volans (Philippine flying lemur)
Lineage: Eukaryota; Metazoa; Chordata; Mammalia; Dermoptera; Cynocephalidae
Product: melanoma-associated antigen B3-like
Exons: 1
Coding region: 1-1032 (343 amino acids)
Biological process (GO): negative regulation of transcription by RNA polymerase II
Cellular component (GO): nucleus
Source: RefSeq, a predicted model, not a curated record